Cladocopium goreaui is the source of this 1249-nucleotide messenger RNA. NCBI's taxonomy places the organism in Eukaryota, Dinophyceae, Suessiales, Symbiodiniaceae. The record is from the annotation of a GenBank genome assembly.
AUGUUCGAAAAGAUUACCGAAAAGGUGGUCAAUACACAUGCGACUGAUGUCUUGGACCUUGGAUGUGGACCUGGUCAGCCUUCAUUGCUUAUCGCCAAAACAUUGCCCUCAGCGCAAGUUCAUGCGACUGAUGUUCAGGAGGAAAUGAUCAAGAAGGCCAAGAAAAGAGCAGAGGGUGUCAGUAAUCUGAAGUUCAGCGUGGUUUCUGCUGAUGACUUGUCUUCCUUUGGACCUAAAAGCUUCGAUGCUGUGACGAUGAAUUACGUUUUAAUGUUUGUGCCUGACAAGCAGAAGUCUUUGCGAGAAAUUGGGCGUGUUCUUCGUGCUGGCGGACGGGCUUUCAUAUCUGUUUGGAAGAGGAAUCCCUCUUUCACCUUAAGCGUGGAAGCCUAUGCACAGGUUGCAGGGGAGGAGCCCAUGGAUUUCCCGGUAAACCCACUUGCCUUGGCCAAGGAAGGCUCCAUGGAAUCCUUGAUCGAGGCUACGCAUGGCUUGCUGGUGCUUGAGCAUGAGGAAACGGUGUCGUAUCCUUUUCCUUUGGGAACACCUGACGAAGCCUGUGAUUCGGCAAUGAUUGUAGCCGGCUCAUGGCUGGAGAAAUUGAAGAAAGGCGGUAGAGUUGAUGCGAAGGAGCGUUUCUGUGAAUCAUUUGUCACAAAGCUGGAGGAGAACGGAAUGAAGGACGGGCAGGUCUACAAGGCAUCGCAGACUCUUUGUCAAUGAGACCCUGCCACUGUAUCGAACGUUGGAGACGGAUUUUGGACGAUUUCAGAAGUACAAGCAUCGAGUUCUACCGUUUCAUUUUUUCAUAUGUGUUUGAUUUUGUUGUAAUGUUGAUGGAUCACUUGAAUGGUGGCUGCUAAGUAGUUCUUGUUCGUUAUGAUGCCUUUCUCCCACUCCAUUUCACUCCGAUUCAUUUGAGAUUUUUGCUCUACAGGUUGCAGGUUCGGAGGCAGCCUUGCUAUCGCUGAAGAAACCAGAAAUGUUUAACGCGGAGCUGUGAUUCCAGAAAAGACAAAUGGCAUGAAUCAAAGGGAUUCAAAGGGCGUAAUGCUGCUGAGGGGGUGAUCUCACAAGCCUGAAAGCAACUUUGAAACCAGCUGCCACAAUUGGUGUUGUCACAAGUUGUCACAAGAAAUAUAUACAAACAAAUGAAUGCUCUUUUGGUUCCCCCAACGAUGCGGUGGUUUGCCAGAAGCGAAAAAGUUCAGGAAUGCAUUUGGGUUUGGUUUUCUUUGGUUUUCUUGUC